UCUUCACCCUUACACAUUGUCCAACUCCUUCCAAGUUGUGGAAAAAUUAAGGUAGGCUGUAUUUAACUAAUGGCAGAGCCUUCCUAGUGCAAAUGUGCUCCCUGCUCUACCCUAAAGCUGGCCUUAAUUAUAUGUGUCACAAAGAAUAGACUGUGUGUGUUUAUUGGAACUGUACGUGCCCCCCCCACACCCCACACACACUCUUAUUUGCACUGUGUAACCCGAGGAGCACAGUGAGUGACAGGGAGCCGGCAUGGGAGGAUAUGACGUGCAUUACCAUGGUUACUGAUACAAAGCUGCAGUUCCUGGCUGAAGUCACUGAUAGUUAAUAAAUGCCUGUCCUCCCUUUGGUGUAUGUAGUACUGCAGCACGGGUAGCCUUAUAAUUACGUGGGACAGGCACUGCCUGCACCUCUGCCUUGGCUGGCAAAUAGCAGUUUCCUCAAGAUGAGCAACUCCUCCAUGUCUAUCAACUCGCUUCUCCCGGUCUCCGCUAAGUCACAUGCUGAUCCCAGAUCCCAGACACCCCCAAGGCUUCCUUCUCCAGCAGAAAGGCCACCUGAAGUUGAACCCACCUCUAGUCUGGCAAAUACGGUGUCUGUACUAGAGAAAAGAAUCGUCUUUUUGCAACGGGAGCACGCCGACACCCUGCACAGCCUCCACCAGGAGAUCCACUGCCUGAACAUGCAGAACUCAGAUCUAAAAUAUAAGCUGACAAUGCAAGAAAAGAACAAUAAUGCAGUGCACAGCUCUCCAGCAAAUGGCAGUAACACCGGCGAGUCCCUGCAUGGAGCAGAAGGCCGGGUGCCUGUUUUAAGGAAACACCAAGAAAAUAGCGGCAGGCGAAAAAUGAGGCAAAUGUGCACAGAUGAAGAAUUCCGUCCCGCGUACACAGCCAGCACACACAUGGAGGUUACAAAGAGGUAUUGGCAGCCUAGCAAGCUAGCUUCAUGGGACUCUGCAGGUAGCAGCAGCCUAAACAUCCAUCAGACAGUGCUGGCUGACCCUACGCCCAUCGUAUCUCUAAAGCCUCUUUUUGUCCAGAAGUACUUACCACAUACUCUGAGGUCACCAACUAUGAUGGAACAUGAGAAAAUCAUUCGACAGCUUUGUACAACAAACCAGCAAGUGACACAAGAGCUGCUGCAGAUUAAAGCAUUUCUGAGCAAUGUUAUCCGGACUGAGUGGAACAAAGAAAGCCAAACCCUGGCCAGAGCUUUCCUCAAAGACGCCAUAAGGGUGCCUCCUGCAAAGCAAUAUUCAGAUAGUGUUAUAUUCCCUCCACUCAGACAGACUCUGGUGAGCAAUUUGGCCAACAGACAGAAGAAAGUUCAAGCUGUUCAGAGUCGUCGUCUUCGCAGAGUUCUGCAUUAAUGCUGUGUGGCUUUAAAGGGCUGGAGUG
Messenger RNA from Xenopus tropicalis (tropical clawed frog), 1401 nucleotides. It is a transcript of the gene ccdc74b, whose product is annotated as coiled-coil domain containing 74B. The transcript is spliced from 6 exons. The record is from RefSeq and is a predicted model, not a curated record. NCBI's taxonomy places the organism in Eukaryota, Metazoa, Chordata, Amphibia, Anura, Pipidae. The coding region runs from base 447 to 1373 and encodes 308 amino acids.